Python bivittatus (Burmese python) is the source of this 402-nucleotide messenger RNA. RefSeq names its product granzyme A-like. Gene Ontology annotation, biological process: proteolysis. Lineage: Eukaryota; Metazoa; Chordata; Lepidosauria; Squamata; Pythonidae. The record is from RefSeq and is a predicted model, not a curated record. Gene Ontology annotation, molecular function: serine-type endopeptidase activity.
AUGAAAACCAUCCCACUUCCUGACCCUACCAAUGAUAUCAAAGUAGGAACUCCCUGUACAGUCACAGGAUGGGGAACUAUCAGUAAAAGAAGGAGAUUUAUGACACUUCAUGAAGCUAAUGUCACCAUCCUUGACAGAAAUAUCUGCAAUGACAAGAAACAUUAUAAUUCUCAUCCAUUUUUGACAACAAAGAUGGUGUGUGCUGGGGAGAAGAAAAGAGGGAAGGAUUCCUGUGUGGGUGAUUCCGGUGGGCCUUUGAUAUGCAGUGGGGAGCAAAGAGGCAUCAUCUCCUAUGUUAAAAAAUGUGAUAAUCCCCAAUACCCUGGCAUCUAUACUCAGCUUACAAAGACCUAUAUCUCCUGGAUAAAGACGAUCACAGAUGGAAAUUCACAGACUGAAUGA